Molecule: messenger RNA, 754 nt
Organism: Melopsittacus undulatus (budgerigar)
Lineage: Eukaryota; Metazoa; Chordata; Aves; Psittaciformes; Psittaculidae
Gene: LYRM1
Product: LYR motif containing 1
Exons: 4
Coding region: 162-530 (122 amino acids)
Cellular component (GO): mitochondrion
Source: RefSeq, a predicted model, not a curated record
GUGACGCAAAGCGGCGUGCCUGACGCCGCACGCACGGUGAGGGCAGGUUGGGAGACUGCUCGCCGUGUCUCUCGCCCACCGAAGCGGGGGGACGGGGCCUACUGGGGCGGAACCGCCCCACGAAGGCGGGGAGCGGGACCUCGAUACGCUUCUUCCCUAAGAUGACCCCAGUUACUCGACAAGAAGUUCUUGGCCUUUACCGGAAGAUAUUCCGAAUAGCCAAAAAAUGGCAAUCAGCAUCAGGACAGAUAGAAGAAACUGUUAAAGAGAAAGAGUACAUUAUCAAUGAAGCCCAAACAUUAUUCCGAAAAAACAAAAAUGUAACAGAUCCAAAGUUGAUUAAGCAGUGUAUAGAAGAAUGUGAGGCAAGAAUUGAAAUUGGACUUCACUAUAACAUCCCCUACCCAAGGCCUAUCCACCUGCCUCCUAUGGGUCUUGCCCAUAAACAAGGCCGUAUGUUGCGACACCAGGAAAAGUUAAGGAAGAUUUCUAAACCAAUAUACUUGAAAUCCCAUGAUGAAGUUUCAUAAUCCAUUAUUUAAGAUGUGAUGUGUAAUCAUAUAAUUUAAACUAUGAACUGCAAUCCAGGUGAUUUGUGUGCACAACUGUGAAUGAAGCUGUUUGGUCACUUGCUCACAUAUUUCCGGAGGCCAAAAAGCGAUGAUAUAAUGUAUAUGAUGAAUAAGGUUGGUUUGGUAUUUAUUGCAUUACAACCACUGACUCCUCAAUAAAAGUAACAUUUUUCAAGGAGUGA